This is a messenger RNA of Ceraceosorus guamensis, 2022 nucleotides long. Its product is annotated as glycoside hydrolase/deacetylase. Gene Ontology annotation, cellular component: membrane. Bases 398 to 1780 code for a protein of 460 amino acids. Gene Ontology annotation, molecular function: chitin deacetylase activity. Gene Ontology annotation, biological process: carbohydrate metabolic process. The transcript is spliced from 3 exons. Lineage: Eukaryota; Fungi; Basidiomycota; Exobasidiomycetes; Ceraceosorales; Ceraceosoraceae. The record is from RefSeq and is a predicted model, not a curated record.
UCCGCUGCUGCUCGGGUGCUACAGCUUGGGGCUGCUACAGCGAGCGGAGUCCCAGCCUGGUGAAGACGACUGCAUGGUUGGCCUGCCAGGCCCUCGUGCCCGUAUCCUCACCCAUCGCCAUCCAUCCUCUCUUGCCGGAAGACUUUGUGUCGUGCUUACAGCAACGCCAUCCACUCUUGCUUCCAUCACGGUUCCAUUACUCCCAUCCCACUGCGCAGUCUUGUUGACGAUCAUCGUUCUCUUCGCUGUUGACAGCAGAUUACGGAUACGACAUCUUGCCUAUCGAUCUCAGCAGCAUACGUCUUGACAGUCUGCUUGCAUUCACGUCAAACAAAUCAUCGCGUCGAUCUCAGUCAGUCUUUUCCCCACACAGAUACCUUAUCCAUUAAUCCUCACGAUGGUCCGCACCUCGCUUUUCGUCGCUGCGGCAGCUGCCAUGGCUCUUCCCGUGGCGGUUGCCGAUUUGCGCCCAGAGCGUCGCCAAGCUGAGAGCAGCAGCUCGCGUCGCCACCGUAGUUCGGCAACUGCAACCGCUUCCGCUGGAAGCGGAUCUGGCAGCGGUGCCGUGACCAGCCCUCCCGCUUUCACCGGCUCUCUCCCUGCUAGUAUUUCGAGCAUCGUCGCCACCCUGACGCCGGGCACUCGCUCGCCAGAGCCCACCUACCCGCUGCCGACCACCUUCCAGGCGGGUGCCACCAACACCUACAUCUCGGGUGCACCUCCCCUCCCCUCUGCCCCGACGAUCGCCAACUAUCCGCCUCUCGAUGCUCCUCCUCCUCGUAGCUUCCAAGGCUCCGAGGAGCUUCUGGCUGGCAUCGACCUCUCUGGCGUCAAGGAUGUCCCUCUCAACCAGGGAGCUGCUGGCUGCGGCGAGGCGGGAAACGAGGCCAAUUUGGCUAAUGCCGGAGCAAGCGGCAACUGCUGGUGGACUUGCGGAGGCUGCACGCGUGACACAGACAUUGUCCAGUGCCCAGACAAGAACACUUGGGGUCUUUCUUACGAUGACGGACCUUCGCCUUACACUCCUCUUCUGUUGGACUACCUCGAGAAGAACAACUUGAAGACUACAUUCUUCGUGGUCGGUUCUCGUGCCCUUUCCCGCCCUGACAUGCUUGCUUACGAGUACAUGACUGGCCACCAACUCUCCGUCCACACCUGGAGUCACACUUCUCUGACCACUCAAACCAACGAGGCCAUUGCACUCGAGCUUCUCUGGACCAAAAAGAUCAUUCACGACAUUACCGGUGUAACUCCCAACACCAUGCGUCCUCCUUACGGUGACAUCGACGACCGUGUCCGUGGCGUUUCCAAGGCCGUUGGUUUGACCCCCAUCAUCUGGACCUCGGCCAACGGUGGAAACUACGACACCAACGAUUGGAAGAUUGGCAGUGGUGUCGUCUCUGCUGGUGAAGUCGUCUCCGUCUUUGAUGGCAUCAUUGCAAACGCUUCAACCCUCGACCACGGCUACAUUGUGCUCGCUCAUGACUUGUACGAGCAGAGUGUCAAGCUCGCCACCGAGAUCGUCUUGCCUCAAGCAUUGAGCCAGAGCCCCAAGCAGAACAUUGUACCCAUCAUCACCUGCUUGAAGAAGCCUUUGGGAGACUCUUACGUGGAGACCAAUCGCAACACUUCUGACUCGGCCCCUGCAGCCAACGGCAACAACGAGAACACCUCUUCGGGAAGCGGUAGUGGUAGCGGAGCUGGCCUGAACAUGGAGCUUUCCAAGGCGCACAUGACCAUUGUAGGCGCUGUCCUCUUUGGUGCAGCCACCCUACUCUGAUCGGACGGAAGCAGUGCUUCUAAUCAGAGUACGCAAAAGCGCGCAGCUCAAGCACCAAGCCUUCGAUACGACAGAGAGCAGGCCCUCGGCGUCGAAAAAAAGGGUCCUCUUGAGCGGACCGCACUUGCGGCGCCCGUCUUCAAAGUAAAUACUAGAAUUUCUCCUUCUUCUUUCCCACAGCACCAUGGAGCGCGCCUCCGAAUAUCCCAAGUCCUCCGAUCGCAUGCCUUUCAUAUCUGUUC